CUACCACAUAAUUGUUAAAAGAUUCGUCAAGAAGAAAAUUAUAGAAACGCGUGAAAGUUUUAACAUAAAAAUGAAAUAAACGAAAGUUAAUAUUCGUAAUAUGAAAUGCAAAAUAUACGGUUUAUACUAUUUUAUACAUGCAUACAUAUACUAUAUGACAUGGUACCAGAAGAAUAUGUUAUUACCAUAGUAACACAUAUUCUAGAAUCUUUACUCAACACCAAUAAGUAGUCUUAUUUAAUGUUUAAACUUUCAGUCCACUAAACGUUUGUUAAUAGUGUAUUAAUAUGUGGUGGGGAUACAGUCCUGCAUUAGACAUACAACUUGAAAUUAAUAAACGUGAAAUUAAUUGUAUAGGUGAAGGUCUCGAAGUAUUAAUUGUAGGUGCUGGUGACGCGAGACAUAUUGUGAAGACAUUAGCAUCAUGUUACUUACACGAUGAUUGUAUUAUUACGUAUAAUGUAAUUGAACCAACGUUGGAACAAGUCUGUAGAUCUAUUCUUUUAUUGAGUACUUGUUUAGAUAAAAAUCUAGGGUUACAAGAAGCAACUCGGUAUUACUUGGAAAUAUUUGGCAAUACCCUUGUAAGACCAGCAACAGCCAAGUAUUUGGGAAAGCUUUCGAAUAGUUUGAUAGAUAUACCAACAGGUACAAUUGAUUGUCCUUGGUUAAAUUUGAAUAAAUUUAAAUAUAAGGAUAAAGAUCAAAUAGAAGCAAUUUUCAAAUUCUGGGACCGUGCAACAUGUGAAAAUGUGCCUAUCGUGGACUAUUGGGAUAAAAGAGUUAGAAAGUCAUUAAAAACAAGAUAUGAUUAUCGCAACGGUGUUUUUGACUGGGAUUACCAUAUGAUUCUGAAGUUCCGUAAUAUUUCAAAUUUAACUUUGCAGGAAUAUAGAUUUUGGAGAAACAAUGGUAUUGCAUUUACUUGGUUAGAAGGUGAACCUGUUAGAAGCAAUCCAACAUUGUUAAGUAAUAUAAUACCCCAUGGACCUGGUUUCCUACAUUAUGCUUACUUAGGAGAUAUAACAAAUGGUCCCUUUUUUACAUGGAUGUUGGAAAAUACAAACCAUAAUCGUAAAUAUAGAGCAACUGAUGUAGCUGAACUUGAAAUAAUGCGAUGUAUUCAUGAAAUAAAAACGAGAGAACCAUUGUGUGAAGACGUCUUCGCGUCACACAGAGAUCCCUCCAUUUUAAAUGGUACAUUAGUAAUUGAUCCGCCAAACAAUGAAAUGGAGCAAGAAUCAUGGAAAAGAGAAAGAACUAAACAUAAAAAGGAUAUCUCUUGGAUAGACAUUGAGAAUCAUAAGGUCAUUUUUCAUCCCAUAACAUCUAUAGAGACAUACAAAUACAAAGCUGAUUAUGUCAAUAAAUUCGACUUUUUAUGGAUAGCACACAAUAUGAUAAAACAGUUGCCUAAUCUUACUCCAAUGUUGAAAAGAGGGGCAAUUAUAAUAAUCGAACUACGGAAAUAUAUGACAGAAUACCGAGAGAAUGAUCUACAUAAUUUUAUAAAGGAAGUGAAAAAUAAUGCAGAAACAUGUGGAUUGCGUGAAAUUGUUAAUAUUGAUAUCAAAAAGCAUUGUAUUACUAAAUUUUGUAAAACUUAGAGACUCAUGAAUUAGUAAUAAAAUUUCUAUCCUUCCUCUC
Molecule: messenger RNA, 1647 nt
Organism: Megalopta genalis
Lineage: Eukaryota; Metazoa; Arthropoda; Insecta; Hymenoptera; Halictidae
Gene: Dnaaf3
Product: Dynein axonemal assembly factor 3
Biological process (GO): motile cilium assembly; axonemal dynein complex assembly
Source: RefSeq, a predicted model, not a curated record